GCCAGCUGGGCAAAAUCACCACUCCAGUCCCUAAGAGCAGCUUCUGGACACGGCUCUUUCCUCAGCCUGCCUCUCCACCCUAGCGCUCAUGCUUUGAGUACACAGGCCUUCACUUCUUGGGAAAUUUGUUUGUUCUUGCCUAGAAGCUGCCAAACUCCAAGUGAUCAUGCAGAUGGAACCAAAGACAAAUGUGCCACAUUCCUUUUCCGGGAUCCAGCAGAUAACCUUGCUGGACCGGGCCUGGAAAGAGCAGGCCGACCCCAUCAGCAGAUAAGAAGGCCGAUAGUAGCAGCCCUAAGCCAAGGCCAGUCCAACAGGAACCCAAGGGGGAUGAACCAAAGAAAGACGCACGGUCGGGGACAGACCCCUGCGGGCCAGGUGACUGGCAGGACCACAAGAGGGCGCCCAUGCAGUCGGAGCCACAGAGGCCAGGUGAGUCCUUGGGGCCCGGGUGUCCCCUGUGAACCGGUACACUACCUAGGAGCCCUGCGUCAGCGGCAGCGGGAGGAGAAGCAGCCGUUCGCACCGGACAGCUCCCGGCGUGAGAGCCAGCGAGGAGCGGCUGCCCGGCCGCCCAGUCCCCAUCCCAGGCCCUGUCCCCGGUCCCCGUCCCGUCCCGUCCCUGGAGGACAGCGAGGCCAGGCCCGGCGGAGACGGCCCCGCCCCCGCAAGCACGCGGCCAGCCCUGCUCCGGCUGGGGACAAAGCCCCGCGGGGAGUGCCAGGGACUGGCAGUGCCGAGAGCCAGCAGGCCGCCGGCCCGGGCCCAGCAGCGCGAGCCCAGAACUUCAUCUGAGGGCCUUUGUGGG
This is a messenger RNA of Chinchilla lanigera (long-tailed chinchilla), 808 nucleotides long. Its product is annotated as translation initiation factor IF-2-like. The transcript has 3 exons. The record is from RefSeq and is a predicted model, not a curated record. NCBI's taxonomy places the organism in Eukaryota, Metazoa, Chordata, Mammalia, Rodentia, Chinchillidae. Bases 331 to 795 code for a protein of 154 amino acids.